This is a messenger RNA of Anthonomus grandis grandis, 634 nucleotides long. RefSeq lists its product as uncharacterized. The record is from RefSeq and is a predicted model, not a curated record. The coding region runs from base 124 to 468 and encodes 114 amino acids. Lineage: Eukaryota; Metazoa; Arthropoda; Insecta; Coleoptera; Curculionidae. The transcript is spliced from 3 exons.
GUCGACACAGGUAACUCGGGUACCCAAGAAAAAUAAAGUCAUUCAUUCGCAGUGAGAAUCCUCGUUUUAAUUGUUGUUUUUCUUGCUAAAAGUGCCGGUGCUUCAUUAAUUUUUAACUGAAAAAUGUCGUUUUACGUGCUCCUACUGCUCUCCGGGAGUUUCCUGUUGUCCCUCGCUUAUUCGGCCAAAGUAAUUUCCACAUCUUCAUGUAAAUGUUGGGAGGACUAUCAGGCGGAAAUUGGGGAAUCCGGACUGCAGUGUGUCGCCUUAGAUCAAUUCCACGUGAUGCCGUGUAAUAUGCCGAAAUUGCCAAAGUGCGAAUGUUCCGGUGGUAUCAGCAGCAUCUUGAAAGACGAGAGCGGCACUUGGUGCACGAAAUACACCAAAGGGGAGGAACUGAUGCGAUGGCCCUGUGAAAACGCGAAGGAGUGGGACGAAUUUUUUAAAAAACACCCUAAUUUAGUUUAAGUGAAUUUUGUCAACUAUGUGUUAUAUUAAGGAUUUCCGAUUAAAUUUAGUUUUUUUUAAAGGUUGCCUAGAAUUUAUUUUUAAAGUUCUUAAUAAAAAACAGACAAAAAUUAUUAUUGUUAUUCUGAAACUUUUUUUUUUAAAUAAAAUAAAUAUUCUCAAUCGA